ACACUUCUUGUUUGUGAUUGGACAGAGCCAGCCAGAGAAGCACUGCUGUGAUUGGUUGUUUUUGCUGCCAGUCAAGAGAAAUGUUGCUUCGUCAUUGGUCAGCGACCGAAAGUCUAGAAUAUUUGAAGGCACUUGGCGGUUUUACUCAUAGACUGUAUACUUUUUACUUUUUACUCUGCGUGUUUUCGCCCAUUGCGCGCGCGACUUCUGACUCUGAAGUUAUGUAUUGUCCGCGUUGUGGGAAGACAUUUCAGUCACUUCAACAUUUUUGCAGUUCUUGUGGACAGUCAUUGGCUGCAUUAGAAGAAACUAAACAUGAACCGGACUUCAGUGGCCCGAUUCCAGAUAAAUAUUGGAAUCAUGUCUCUUCAAAAGAACAUCAUGAAACCUGUCAGAGGGAAAACUCUUCCACUGAUUCUGGAUCCUGACACUGACGCAGCUGGGUUGCAUGGAUUGGCAGUCAAGAAGAUGACUGACUUUAAUUCGGAUAUGGAUGAGGGCCCCUAUGUCCUCAUUUACCCAGACACAUCAGAAGUAAUUAAUAUUCCUGGUACUUCAACGCCAUUUAAUCUGAGAGAGUAUAAAAUGGAAAUAGGGAAGACCUACAACCGAAUUGCUCUCUUUAUAUGUCUUGAAUCUGAUUAUGACAAAGGUGAACAACAAGAUGCAUCAGACUCUGAUCGGGAAGUCUUCGUGAGACGCAACAGAGGGACUGAGGUUGACCUUGCUGACACACUGGUGUGUGUGUGUCCCUGGGAACCUGAGCAUGAAAGUACUCCAAAAAGCACUGCAGAGAAAACAAGGGCAUCAUAUCAGAGUGAAAAGGAAGAGAUACUCAUUUCGGACACUGAUGACCCCAAUGAGGGCACUUCUCAAAGUUGGAGGAACACUGCUACAAGUGUUCCAGAUACCCCUUCCAACAUGACUGCUGUGAGGUCCACUGUCAACCCAUUGUACAGCACAUACACACAGUUGUAUGCUCCCAUUGCAAUUGAUGAAGAUGAGGACGGGAGUCAAGAUUUCAAUGUUGUGCCCAUAAGCGCUGACCCUGCAAAGGAAGCUGUGGACACAAGUAUAUCUGCAGCCCAUAUUAUUGAAAACUUAGCAGAUGCCAUAGACCACAACACUGUCAGCAGAUUCAACAUAACUCGCACAAAUGUUUGGGAUGGAGCUGUCAGAGGGUUCAGACGUUCAACCUUCUGUGAAAAGUCUGACUUGCUUGUGAGGUUCACGGAUGAUGCAGGCUCUGUGGAAGAAGGAAUAGACGCAGGUGGACCAAGGCGAGAAUUUCUGACACUCCUCAUGAGCUUUUUGCAGUCUCGGCCUAUUUUUGAGGGACCUCCACAGAGUCGGUACUUGGUGUACAAUGCUGCAGCAAUCAGGGAGGAUGAAUAUUUCAUGGCAGGGAAGAUGAUAGCCGUGUCCAUUGUUCAUGGAGGACCAGGCCCACAUUUUCUUUCAAGGGACCUGGUGAACCACAUAGCUGGACAGCCUGGUUUCUGUGCACAUGUGACGGAUGUGACAGAUGAUGAGAUAGGGAGAGCUCUCAGUGAGAUUGAGUUGGCACAUUCUCUGAAGUCUCUGCAAGAUGUGUUACUGAAACACAGCUCCAUGCUUCAGACUGCUGGCUGCUUCAGGCAUGUCAGCUCCGUUGAAGAAAAACACACUGUGGUGGCAGAAUACCUUACCUGGUACACCAUCGGCAGGAAUCACAGUGUAAUUGAAAGAUUCAAAGAUGGACUGGCUAGCCUAAACUUUUUGGAUGCCCUUUGCCAACAUCCGAGUGUACUGGCUCCAGUGCUGUGUCAUACGGACAAGAGGCUGACUUCAGUUGAAGUGGAACGACUCUUCUUACCACAGCUCAGUCCAGCAGGGAGCAACAGGAGGACUACAGAAACCGUGGCACUCAGCUUCUGGGCAGACUAUCUGAUGGACUGUGAAGAACAAGGACCAGUGUCACUGGAGGAGUUAUUCAUGUUCAUCACCGGCCUGAAGACAGAACCCCCUGCAGGAAUGACACCCCAUCCAUGUGUCACGUUUUCACAGGAGACUAUCUAUCCCAUGGCAAACACCUGUGCAAACACCAUAACACUUCCACUACUAGGAACGUACGCUAGUUUCAAAGCCAAUAUGGACUUUGGCAUCCAAAACUCCCCAGCUUUUGGAUGUCUGUGA
This is a messenger RNA of Gymnodraco acuticeps, 2175 nucleotides long. Its product is annotated as G2/M phase-specific E3 ubiquitin-protein ligase-like. Gene Ontology annotation, molecular function: ubiquitin-protein transferase activity. NCBI's taxonomy places the organism in Eukaryota, Metazoa, Chordata, Actinopteri, Perciformes, Bathydraconidae. Bases 316 to 2175 code for a protein of 619 amino acids. Gene Ontology annotation, cellular component: nucleus. The transcript has 13 exons. The record is from RefSeq and is a predicted model, not a curated record.